Messenger RNA from Bradysia coprophila, 646 nucleotides. It is a transcript of the gene Snapin, whose product is annotated as SNAP associated protein. NCBI's taxonomy places the organism in Eukaryota, Metazoa, Arthropoda, Insecta, Diptera, Sciaridae. Gene Ontology annotation, cellular component: synaptic vesicle; BLOC-1 complex; BORC complex. Gene Ontology annotation, molecular function: SNARE binding. Gene Ontology annotation, biological process: regulation of synaptic vesicle exocytosis; intracellular protein transport; lysosome localization. The record is from RefSeq and is a predicted model, not a curated record.
AAGUGUCAAAAAUCUAUCUGUCACGUUUGAAGAUAAAGGCUCGAUACUAAGAAGACACAACCGUUACACCACCGAUAGCUAUUUUGAAAGUUCACCGCUAAUGGAUCCAGACUCCGAGAGCACUGCCACUGAUGAUGGAAAUACCGAAAAUUUCUGUGAUAAUCCAACCAGAGACAUUCUAGCCGAUGGCAUAAUAUCAAUGUUUCGGCCGUGUGUCGAUCAGCUGCAGGAGCGGGUAAAAGCGACUCGCAUUGCUCAAUAUGAACUGAAACAAUUGCUGGAAAAUUUAACCAUGAAAUUGAAAGCGAUCGAAAAGUCACAGCAAACGCCCGUCAUUUUGGACGAAUAUUUGAAGAAGAUGAUCAAUGUGAAGCACAAAGUGACGGUGGUCUACAAUGUGUUGAACAAUGCCCAAGACCGACUUAAUUCCAUUUAUAAGCAAAUUGAGGCGGAAAAAAUUAAGGGCCGUGCGUUGUUGGAUGAUAAAGAGGGACGAUGAAUUCGCCGCCUUUCGUUUUUUGUUUAUUUUUUGUUGAUUUUUUUUUGUAAAUUAAAUUUAAUUGAAAAGAAUGUCCGAUGAAUUGGAAUGGUGUAUGCUUGAGUUACAUUUAAUGUUUAUGAAUUAAAAUAUUGAAAUUUUUGUAUA